Messenger RNA from Cladophialophora yegresii CBS 114405, 669 nucleotides. RefSeq lists its product as uncharacterized. The transcript has a single exon. Lineage: Eukaryota; Fungi; Ascomycota; Eurotiomycetes; Chaetothyriales; Herpotrichiellaceae. The record is from RefSeq and is a predicted model, not a curated record. Bases 1 to 669 code for a protein of 222 amino acids.
AUGAUCUGUCUCUUUCGGCUUGUUGGCGCCAUCACAUCCCUCGUCUCAAUUCAUCACCCGUCCGAAGGGCUCACCAUCACGUACGACAUCAUGAACAGCUUCGGCUUGUCUGCAACCCUUUCCACGGCCCUCGGUCUCCUGGAUCGUGUGAACAACGGCAUGGAUGGACACGGCCUCUCUCCUCGGGUCUUCCACGCCCUCCAUCUCCCCACGCUGGCUGGUUUGAUCCUCAGUAUCGUCGGAAGCACAAAUGUCUUCAGCAGCGACCCAUCUGAUGGUUCGACUGGUUUCACUGAACUGAAGGCAGCAGUCUGUCUCUUCCUGGUCGUCUUUAUCGCUGACACCCUCAUCACCGGGCUAUCAUUUCUUAGAAUUGCUCAUGUUCAGUCUGGUGACCGUCGCUUACUGUUUGCGGUCGCUGCAGCGUUGCCCUUCAUGGCGGUCCGGAUGGUCUUUUCACUCCUGUGCAUCUUUGCCAACGAGCCCAAAUGGUUCAGCAGCUGGAGCCUUGAGGGGCCUGCAAUAAUUGUCCACGGUGCAAUGGGGGUCCUUAUGGAGGCCAUCAUAGUCAUGAUCUUCGUCUGCGCUGGGCUGGCAACUGAGCCUGCAGUCAAGCCAUUGGCCCAUGAAGGGAAGGUCAAGUACGAUUUCAGCGCUCGGAGCGUUUGA